GCGAAGAUGAAGUCCUUACAGGAGUCGAUGCGUGACAUCGAAAAUAAGAAGCGUUCGCUCGAAGAAGCUGUGGAUCAGCUGAACGAAGAGUGCACUAAACUUAAAGCGGCCGAAGAGAUGCAUGACGUGACCACCAAAGAGAAGCAAAAAGAAAAGGAUUCCGUCGAGAAGAUGAAGAAAGCGUUGGAACAACAGAUAGAGAAACACCGGGAAAACCAUCAAAAACAGUUGUCAGCGCUCAGGGAUGAGAUCGCAGAGAAACAGUCACUCAUUGAUCAGUUGAAAGACGCCAAUCAAAAGCUGACAUUAGCUCAGGAGAGGCUUCAACUCGAAUACGACAAACUCAAGACCGAAGAGCAGGAGAAGAGCGCGAAAUUGCAUGAAAUGACUGUUCUUAAUGACCGACGAGAACAGGCGCGACAGGACUUGAAGGGACUCGAAGAGACCGUCGCUAAAGAGUUGCAAACACUUCACAAUUUGAGGAAAUUAUUUGUUUCCGAUCUUCAGAGUAGAGUUAAGAAGUCGGCCGCAGGAGAGGAAACCGAAGACUCGGCUAAUUCUGGCGGUUCUGUCGCUCAGAAACAAAAGAUUUCAUUCUUAGAAAACAAUUUGGAUCAGUUGACUAAAGUUCACAAACAGUUGGUUCGCGAUAACGCAGACCUUCGCUGUGAACUCCCGAAACUGGAGAAGAGAUUGCGGGCCACUAUGGAGAGGGUUAAGGCUCUCGAGGGAGCGCUUAAAGAGGCCAAAGAGUCGGCGAUGAAGGAUAGGAAGCGAUAUCAAUACGAAGUCGACAGAAUCAAAGAAGCCGUCCGACAGAAGAACUUAGCGCGAAGGGGACACAUGGCUCAGAUAGUGAAACCCAUCCGAGCGGGCGGUGGAGGCGUAGCGGCCAAUCGGAACGCAGUGAACGCAAACAUACAGAAUAAUAAUGUGGUCCGACCUGUAAUACGUAAUCCUCAACAGCGCAGCACCAAUAGAGAUAUUAUCGACAACUGAUCGACUAUUUUAUAGUAAUAGUAAUAAAACGACGAAUGAAUUUUUGUUUUACUGAAAUUUUAACUCUUUUUACUUUUAAUGAGAAUAUUAUAACUUUUAAUAAAUAAAGAAUUUAUCAUUAUUUAUAAUAAACAAAACCCAAUGUUUGUACAGUGCAAUAGUACUGACACUCAAAUCAAAUUAAAAUAUAUUGUAUUAUAUAUUUAAUAACUUUUAAAAGCUUUAAUUUAAAUACAAUUUUAUGUUUCUUUGAUUAAUAAACUGUAUAUAAAUUGUAAACA
Medioppia subpectinata is the source of this 1280-nucleotide messenger RNA. The record is from the annotation of a GenBank genome assembly. NCBI's taxonomy places the organism in Eukaryota, Metazoa, Arthropoda, Arachnida, Sarcoptiformes, Oppiidae.